UUUGUUUUUUAAUAUAUUAUAUAGCUUAUAUGUGAUAUAAAUAAUUAAAAUUGUUUAUUCGUUUGAGCGAUUUAUUCAAAAUUCUCACACAUUAUUAAAGUUACACUUAUAUAUUCACAUUCACAUAAAAGAAAUAAAACUAUUUUUAUAUCAAUUUAUAAUAGUAUCAUAAAAACUUUUUUUAUUAAUAAGGUUUUAACCUUUUCUCAAUUUUUUAAUAAAUUUUUUAAUAAAUUUUUAACUUUUUUUUUUAAAUUAAAAAAUUUGCAAAAAAAAAAAAAAAAAAAAAAAUGGAUUCAAACAACUUUUUUACACCUGUAAAGAAUCUGUACACACAAAUGAAAGGUAAUAUAAAUUUCCCUCAAACAAAUAGCAACAAUAAAACAAGUAAUAAUAAAAAAACAAAUAAUGCAGUGGAUGAUGAUUUAUAUGAUAAUAUUCACAAAACAAAUAAUUAUGAAGAAAAUAAACAAAUAAACAAAAAUAAAUCCAAAUCAACCAAAAGCAAUCACAAUAAUGAAUAUGACCAAAAUAGUUUAAAACCAAUGAGAAAUAAACAGGAUAAUAUAAAUGAUAAAAACCAAAAACAGAUAACAGAUGAUUCAAAUAAUGAUUAUGUUCCAUUACAAACCAAAAGUAAAACAAGAAACACAAAUAAUAGUGGUAACACCAAUGGUAAUAAUAGCAACUCAUAUAAUUUUAAUAAUCAAAAUUUUAUCAAUAAAAACUUAUUUGAAGAGGAAGGAAUAAAUUAUAAUACAUAUGAUGAUAAUAGUUAUAAAAAUGGAUCAACUUUUUAUACAAACAGCAACAAGAAUAAUAGUUCAACAUCAACAACACAUUUCAAUGGUAAUGGUAAUUACAAAAAUAAACCAUUACCCACACCAUCAUUUAAUAAUAAAAAUAACGAUAUGAACAGUAUUAAUAACAAUAAUAAUAAUCAUAAUAGUAAUUAUUAUAAUAAUAAUCUUGGCUAUUCCAACAGUGUCACUUUAAACGAUUACAAUUAUAAUGACACAGAUGACAACUAUGCAAAUAAUGGUGAUGUGUUUGAUGAUUUAAGUCUUGGUGAUAGUAAUAGCAGUGUUAAAAGUAAUAUAUCAAGCAAAAAGGGUGACCAUAAAAAAAAUAAUUCAAAUGAUUCUUUAUUGGAUGAAAAAUUGUUUUCAGAGUUUUCAGAUUUUGUAGAAAUCAAAGAUAAAAAUGUUUCACCCAUUUGUGGUCAAUAUUAUAUUCCAUUUUAUCAAUCAUCUGAAAUGUGUAGCAAUGAAGCAAGAAAAUGGUUAGAAGAAAGAUGGUUUUUACCUGCAAAUUUUAAAGAUAUUCAAUGGAGUUCACCAUCAAGAUUUUAUUUCCCAGUAUAUGUUUUUUCGAUGACUACGACAGUAUUUUAUGUAGCCACAUUUACAGUUAAUGAUUUCUCAAAUACAACACCGCAACAAAAGUUAACGAGUAGCCACGAGGAGGUAGUAUUUUGUGCAUCAACUUCAUUUGAUUCUUCAUUGGUAGACCAAUUGGUUAAAGAGGGCAGUUAUUCAAAUAGAUCUACUCAUUUAUUACCACCAAUUGAAGAGUUAUUAAAAUACUCACCAAAUCAAACCAGAUUGCCUGAAAAAGUUUUAUCUGUUGAUAUUUCAAAAGAGGAGAUAACAGAAAAAUUUGUAAAACCAUACAUCGAAAAAUUAGAAAAAAAGAAAUGUUUAAAGGAGGUUCAAGAAAAGAAUGGUGUAAAAAAUGUAGAUUUACAAAUUAAUAAACUUUUAAUCGAUAGUGAAGAGUAUUCAAUUGUUUUCCUUCCAAUUAACUCCUUAACUUAUCAAUAUGGUGAUAAAUUAUACGAAACUCUUACAAGUGGUAAAAAAAGUAAAACUGUUGGCUUUAGACCCAUUGGCACAGGUUCGGUUGGCGGAGCAAUUUAUGACAUGGUUUCCAAGGUUUCCACAACUGUCAAAGAAAGUAUUUAAAAAAAAAAAACUUUUUUUUUUUUUGUAUAUAAUUAUGUAUAUAUUUCAAAUUAGCAAUCAAAAUUUUUCAAAUAAUAAUAAUUUUAUUAUUUUUAUUUCGCAAUUUUUAAAAAAAACAGUCCAAACUACAAAAUAAAUAUUUAUUUAACUUAUUUUUCUCU
This is a messenger RNA of Dictyostelium purpureum, 2125 nucleotides long. RefSeq lists its product as uncharacterized. Lineage: Eukaryota; Evosea; Eumycetozoa; Dictyosteliales; Dictyosteliaceae. The record is from RefSeq and is a predicted model, not a curated record. The coding region runs from base 291 to 1964 and encodes 557 amino acids. The transcript has 3 exons.